UCAGUCGACGUAAGGAAAUCGGUGAAGUGCGUUGUAUUUGCCCUCUUAUCUGCGUCGAAAACUCGAAACCCGUCUGGGAGACGUCACCUUAGUAGUUGCGUAAUUUAUUUAUUCGAUGGAUCCAAAACCGAGUUGUUCGAAAUCAGUGUCAGUAGCCGACGCAAAUUAUGAGGACCAAUUACUUAAGUGGUAUAAUGAAACAGAUAGCGAGUGUAGCGACUUAGAGCAAGAUUGUGAUGAGGACUUUGUUUUAGAGAGUGAUCACGAAACUGAUUCUGAAGAGGAUGGGUCAGAGUCGGAAGAAAAAACGAUGGAGACGCAAGAUAUGGAAAUUACUGAAACAGAAGAUAGUGAAGAUGAAGAAAUAACUAAAACUGUGCGUCAAAAAGUAAGCAAAAGUUUUUAUGGCAAAAACAGAUUCAAAUGGGCAAAGGAACCUUUAGUUUCGAGAAGCCGUACGCAAAAGCAUAAUAUUAUAAUACAACUACCCGGUAUACGUCCGAAGGCUAUAACUGGAACCUCUUGCUGUAUGGAAAUGCUAUUUACCGACCACAUCCUUGAAAUAAUAAUUCAAUGGACGAAUAAUAAAAUAGAAAAACUUCGAUUAAAAUACAAAAACCAAAAUUCUCCGACGCUGAAAAAUAUCGAUAAAAUCGAACUAAGUGCAUUCUUAGGACUUCUUGCCUUUACAGCCAUAUUUAAAUCAAAUCAUGAGAAUAUAGAUACUAUCUUUAAAACAAAUGGUACAGGAAGAGAAAUAAUUCGUUGCAUAAUGUCAAAAGAAAGAUUUGCAUUUUUGCUAUUGGCGCUAAGAUUUGAUAAUACAGAUGAUAGGGCGUUUAGAAAAGUAACAGAUCCUGCUGCUCCGAUUAGUCAAAUCUUCCAGUUAUUUGUUGAAAAUUGUCAGGCUUCUUAUUCUAUAGGAUCAUCGGGAUGCAUUGAUGAGAUGCUUGUUGGGUUUCGUGGGCGCUGUAAAUUUAAGAUGUAUAUUCCUAAUAAGCCAACAAAAUAUGGACUGAAAAUUAUGUGCCUUACAGAUGCACGAAAUAAUUUUUUUUUAAUGGUUAUAUUUACAAAGGUAAAAAUACGGAUGGUGAAGGACUAUCACAAGAAGAACAAAAAUAAAAAAAACCAACACAGUCAGUAUUACGACUUGCUCAGCCGCUGUUCCACUCUAAUAGAAAUGUAACUUUCGAUAAUUGGUUCACUUCUAUCGAGCUGGUACAACUGCUAAGAAACCGAGGUUUAACGUGUGUGGGAACCAUUAAGAAGAACAAGCGAGAAAUACCAGCCUAACCAAAAGCGAGAAGCUGGCUCUGCUCUCUAUGGGUUUACAAAAGACCUAACUCUAGUCUCACAUGUUCCCAAAAAAAACAAAGCUGUUAUUCUGGUCUCUUCAAUGCAUCAUUCACAAUGUGAAGAUCCAAUAAAUAAAAAACCAGAAAUAAUAUCAUAUUAUAACUCUACUAAAGGUGGAGUUGAUGCAUUAGAUGAAAAGUGCUCUAAAUUUUCAUGCAGUCGUCGUACGCGUAGGUGGCCUUUGGCUAUAUUUUUCCGAGUUUUUGAUAUUAGUACAGUUAAUGCCUAUAUAAUGCACCAAUCAUUUAAAGAUAAUCAAACAAUAAAGAUAGCAGAAUUUAUCGAAAAACUUGCAUUCCAAUUAGUAACUCCACAUCUCGUCCUAAGAGCAAAAAAUCCACGUGUAACUAAAAGAAUAAGAUCAAGUAUUUGUGAUAUCUUAGGCUUAAAAGAUCCCGAAAUUCCAUUAGAGAAUAAAAUUGAACGUUUGGCCAAAAGAAAAACUUGUUAUACAUGUCCUUCGAAAGGCAAACAGCCUAUGUUUGUUAUAGCUGUCAAAAUCCGAUAUGUUUAGAAUGUAGCAAAAAAAUGUGUACUGAAUGUGUUCAGAAAAUGUAAUAAAAUUACUUGUAUUUUUCCUAAUAUUAGCAUAUAAAUUUUGCUGUUAGAAAUAAUUUAUGUUUAUUUACGUUUUGUUUAAUAGAAAAGCAUUUAAUUUUAAGACUUUAAUAUGUUUACAAUUAAGUUUCGUUCAGUUUACCUAAAAAUUAUUUAUUAUGUAGAAUAUUUGUUUAUUUUGUUCAAUUUUUGUGAAAAACAAUUACUUUAAUAUUCGUUUCACAUUAUUACAAAUAAAAAGAGUCCUUAGUAACGAU
Molecule: messenger RNA, 2174 nt
Organism: Anthonomus grandis grandis
Lineage: Eukaryota; Metazoa; Arthropoda; Insecta; Coleoptera; Curculionidae
Exons: 2
Coding region: 116-1189 (357 amino acids)
Source: RefSeq, a predicted model, not a curated record